This is a messenger RNA of Lytechinus pictus (painted urchin), 5319 nucleotides long. RefSeq lists its product as uncharacterized. The transcript is spliced from 5 exons. Lineage: Eukaryota; Metazoa; Echinodermata; Echinoidea; Temnopleuroida; Toxopneustidae. Gene Ontology annotation, biological process: glycolipid biosynthetic process. Gene Ontology annotation, cellular component: membrane. The record is from RefSeq and is a predicted model, not a curated record. The coding region runs from base 325 to 2292 and encodes 655 amino acids. Gene Ontology annotation, molecular function: galactosylceramide sulfotransferase activity.
AUGGUGGACAGAUGUAUACAGUAUGUACUUGUAGGCCUGUAUAUACAUGUAAUGCAAAGCCUACAAAAAUACAACGGUAAACACAGAGAGAUAAAAAGGAGGGGUGUUAUAAAUACUCCAUGAAAUUAUAAAUCCAACAGGGAAGGAAAAUAUCACAACUAGGCGUUCAUCCGUCAUGAAACAUCCGUUUAUUUGAUGCUUUUGCUAGUGCCAUCAUAUUUAUGGUGCCAAGGUUCGGUUGUAAAAAAUGCCACUGCUCUUGCUGGUAAUAUAAUCACAUUGGGACAUCACUACAGUCUACUAUUGUAGCUGAUUGUCAGCAACAUGGGCUACAUUCACUGUCAUCGAUUGCUUCAGUUUGCAUCAGUGAAAGUUACUAGGAUUGUUUGCCUACCGAGAAACAUGUCUUCUAUGGUAAGAACAUACAUGAUGCUAUGCAUAGCAGGUCUGCUUGUGACUGUCUGCAUCCUGAUGAUCAUGUAUCGGGAUGAUAGCGCCGAUGUCAAAGACGUUGUCAAGGUCGAUUCUUCAUCCGAUGAUGCUCCACCGAACUCGCUAAGAAGAAUCAAGGGUGCGAAUAUCAACAAAAUGACGGGGGAUGUCAUAGACAAACAGCUCAACCAGAUGGAAGAUUACAGUGACGAUGGCGAUGAUGAUGCCGACGAUCAGGAUGAAUGGAGUGAGAGCAGCUCGAGUUCUAGUUCUAGUUCAGUUGAUGAAGAUGCUUGGCUAGAUCAGGAAAGACGACUCCAGGAGAAAACUGAGAAACAAGCUUCCAUGAGGUUGGUAGGUGAAGCGGAUGCUGCCUUGCAGAAGUCUGAAACACAGGACAAGUCUAGAACUGGUAAUAUCCGUACUGUUGGAGACAACCUGAGAUACGGUGGCAGCGGUGGGAUCGUUGAUACUGGUGUUCUUAGGGGGGAUAUUCCUGUGGCACGGGGUGAUAUCCCUGUAGCUCGGGGUGAUAUCCCCAUAGCUCGGGGUGAUAUCCCCAUAGCUCGGGGUGAUAUUCCUUUACCUCAUGAUGAUUUCCCCAGGGACGGUGAGGUAAGGCUGAAUCAGAGUGCUAUGCACAUCAUGGCUGCUGACAAGAUUGGUGCAGGUGGAAACGUUGAGUUCAUCCAGCCUGGAGAACUAGAGCCGAUGGACGCCAGCAAGAAAGGCGGAGGUGGGAACAAUAUGGUGAACAUGAGAAUCUCUGGCAGUGCAAGUAAAUUCAAGAAAUAUGAUGGCGGUGUGCAGGAUCUUUUACGACAUCCAGAACAGCAUACUAGCAUAGGGCGAAAGAAAGAUUGUCCUCCCAAGAACAACAUCGUGAUGGUGAAGACUCACAAGUGCUCCAGUUCCACUAUGCAGAACAUCCUCUUCCGUUGGGGUGAGAACCACAACCUAUCCUUCGCGUUGCCCAGGACCGGUGUGUACCUUGGCAGUCCGAGCCCUUUCAGCAAGAUAUACGUCAUGGAAUCCAACAACGGCCAGUACAAUAUCAUCGCCAACCACAUGGUCUAUAACCAAAAAGCCACAGAAGAACUGAUGCCUUCCGACACGGUCUACAUAGCACUCCUUCGAAACCCAGACACGCAAUACGAAAGCAUGUACAACUACUACCGCUUCGACGGGAGGUACCGAGUUAGACUGGAUCAGUUCCUCAAGAGGCCUCAGCUUUACUUCGAGAGUGAGCCAAGGGUCACCAAACACGUCGGUCGCAACCCAAUGCUCUUUGACAUUGGACUUGAUUCUCGUUAUAUGGAGCGGGAGGAUCCAAGGGUUACCAGUUACAUCCAGCAGCUCGACCAGAGGUUCAACAUCGUUCUCAUCGCGGAAUACUUCAAGGAAUCUCUGAUACUACUCAAAGACAUCCUUUGCUGGAGUAUGGAUGAUAUUGUCUUCUUCAACCAAAACGCGAGGAGUAAGACCUCCGUGCGACCGCCGACUGACUCCAUGAAGGCGCGCAUCAGAGCUUGGAAUUGGGGAGACAGCGCCCUCUAUCAGUACUUCAAUAGAACCCUCUGGCAGAAGAUCGAGGCCUUUGGGUAUGAUCGCAUGGCACGUGAAGUCGCCGAGUUGGACAGGAAGAUCGAAGAACUCUCGCAACGCUGCAUCGGUUCUACCAAGCAGGCGGGUGAUAGUCGCGUCUACUAUCCACCCGGUGUAAAUGUUAAUAGCUUUGUUCUCAAUAGAAAUGCUCAGGGGGACCAGCUGUGCGAACAGAUGACAAGACCUGAACUCACAUACAUUGGAAUCCUAAGGCAGAAGCAAGUGUCCCUGAAUAGCCAUAGAGCGCUGAGGUAGUAUUCACUGACAUCCAUUCUGUCCACAUAGAUUUUAUUGCCUCUUGUACAGUAUCAAUAGAUGAACCGUCUCUAGUUUUGCUACUUAGUCCUGUGCGCCAUUUUCUCCUGUGAUAUUUAUACAGUACUCAGUGUUUGCAUUAAAUGUUCUGCACUUUGAUGGCGUUAUAAAGUGUUCUGCACUGUGCUCUGCAAGAUCUUGUAAUUCUUGUAGAUAAAUGAAAGUUAUCAACUGCAACUGCUCUGUUACAACUUGUAAAAUAAAAAGAAAAAUGUUGUCCAUUUCCCAUUGAUUUAUCCGUGUGCCAUGUCUUACGAAUAAUUGCGAUUGAUUCAAAUCAAGUCUAGUUUGAUUGAUUUAAAAUUGCUAUCUCUUAAUUUCACAAAUCGUUGGUGUCCAUCUGAACCAUUGUAUCAGUCAAUUUUGGUUAAAAAAAUGUUUCGAGAUUUUUACAGAAAAUGAAAGUACAAGUCCUAUUACAUACAUAAUUAAAUUUUUUGAAAAGCAAUUUAAUUCAGUUUCUGAGAUAUGUGGAGAUUCUUACUGUGUUGCUAUACAAAUUAUUGAAAAAAAUUCUCAAAUCCCAUUGCAAAAGUGUACUGUAGUAAAACAUACAAAAACUGUGCACACUUUAUAUGCAAAUGCGCGGUCAGCCAAACUGUCUCAUCAGCAAUGCUUUGACUUGCACUUUAAAGAGUAAAACAACAUUUUGCUUGAUCGCGCGCAUUGAAAUGGCUGUAAGGUCUGUUGUAUCCCCCAUGGCGUUUUUGUACAAGGAAAAUCUAAGCCGCUCAAACCGAAAUUACAAGCCUGUAGCUCUUUCGCAAUACUUUCUCUGACUCUUGGUUUUGUGUAAAAAUUGAAGAUGCCAGUGUCAAGCAAUCGUCUUUGUCUUUCCAACCAUGUAUUUUUCUAGCAGUAAAAAUGUUUGUAAGACUAGGGAACAAAGUGUCGAAAUUAUAGUAAACUUUGAAGUUGAUUUUCUCAGAAAUGGAUUUGCACUGUAGUAUGGGUGAUACGACAGUUCGGAUGGCUGCUGACGAAAUUUAGAUCAAUCGCAAUUGAGUUGAAUAUAUCGCAAUUCUUUGUAAGACGGGGAUCAGGAGGGUGUGACAUACACUCUUGAUAUUUACAAUUGAUUGUAUCUUUUAUGAUACAAGACCCAGUGGCGUACGCAGGGGGGAGGUUACAGGGGUUCAAACCCCCCAUUUAAUUUUGUUGAUACCCAAACCCCCCCUUUAAAUUUUUUGAAGACCUUUUUUCAAACGUUUUUGAGUUACGAAACAACAUAAAAUUUGUGGUGAAGACCUUCUUCUUUGGCUUGUCAAUUUUUUUUGGGGGGGUAGGAAACGACCUAAAAUUUGUGGUGAAGACCUUUUUUUUUUGUUGGUUGUCAACAUUUCGUUCAGCUUGAAACCCCCCCCCCCCCAUUUUUAAAAUUCUGCGUACGCUACUGACAGAACCUGUAGCAUUGAUCAUGGGGCUGCUUUCUAUGAUUCAUUGCAUUGGAUUAUUGUGUAUGAUCAGUCGUAAAGCUCAGGCUAACGAUCGAUUGCUAAGCUUUAUGUUACGAGGCCCUGGUUAUAUUUGGGAUAUGUACGUACAUGUAUAGUGUGCUUUAUUUAUGUUCUUGAAUUGCCUUUCACCUGCAUCCUUCUUGGGUGACUUGUACACCAAAAACUGAUGAAUGUGCAUUGACCUAAUCCAGCUCUCAAAGCUUUGUAAUAUCAAUGAUCUUCCUGACUUAAAACUGUUGCUUACUGGUAGCAGGUGUUCCAUGCACAUAACCUAAGGUUGCCUACUACAUGUAGAAGCGGGUGAUCCCUGUACAAAGCCUAUUGGAAUUAUAGAAUUCAGUAGUCAGCACGUUACCCCAUUGCCUACUGGAAGCGGUUAAUCCCUGUACAAAGCCUAUUGGAAUUACAGAAUUCAGUAUUCAACGGGUUAACCCAUUGCUUACUGGAAGCGGGUGAUCCCUGUUCAAAGCCUAUGGGAAUUACAGAAUUCAGUAAUCAGCAGUUUUAAUACCCGUUUUUUCUGAUAAUGCUUUUUAAACUGGCGAAAAUUCCUUAACACUGUACUAUAGGUGGUGCUAAUUUGCCAUUUAGUCCCACCUGUAGUACAGGGUUAAGCUUAGCCCACUUCCUGUUUACACGGCCUUAUUGCAAUAUGGGCUAACCCCACCUCCAGUACGAGAUUAUUUGGCCCUGCAAAAUAGCAGGUUUAGCCGAGCAUUUGUAGUGCCAAGAGUAAUAGUCUGGGUUAAGAUCGCUAGUGUAAAAAGAAACCUGCCUAAAGCCAAGGACAGUGCUCGAUUUAUGCCUUAGGGGCAACGUAGCCAGCACUGUUAUCCAAUCAUAGAUGAGCACUCAUGAAUGGCUCCCACAUGUCAGGGAUUACUGGAUUAUGUUUGAGAUAAGCAAGCAUUUAUUCUUAGCCGGGGUUAGGCAGAAAAUUUGGCAUGCGUGAAAAGGGAAAAAAAAUACAACGGGGUUAAGGAUAGUAUGGGAUCAGUGAUAGUACAGGAUUAAGAAAAUCCAGUGUAAAAAGCAUAUUUGACUGGGUGGUCUCUGGAUUGUAGAAUAUUUUUUAUGAUCGAUUGCAUUGAUCACAAUAUGUUAAAAUCAAUUGUAAAAUGAGCUAUUAAAAGUCCACCCCAACAAACAGUUGAUUUGAAUAAAAAGAGAAAAAUCCAACAAGCAUAACACUGAAAAUUUCAUCAAAAUCGGUUGUAAAAUAAGAAAGUUAUGACAUUUAAAGUUUUGCUUAAUAAUUUCACAAAACAGUUAUCUGCACAACCUGGUCGGUAUGCAAAUGAGGAGACUGAUGAUGUCUUCCACUCACUAUUUCUCUUGUAUUUUAUUAUAUGAAAUAUGAAUUCUAAUUUUCUCCUCACUGUCAGGUGAAACAAUGAUUAACUCCUCCCUAAACAUGUGGAAUUAGCAUUGUUUAAUACUAUAUGGUUCAGUCAAGUUGGUCCUUAUUGUUACAUGUAUAUAUGUAAAAAAAUGAAAUAUUGUAUAAUUC